This is a messenger RNA of Phragmites australis (common reed), 1179 nucleotides long. Its product is annotated as adenylate isopentenyltransferase 5, chloroplastic-like. NCBI's taxonomy places the organism in Eukaryota, Viridiplantae, Streptophyta, Magnoliopsida, Poales, Poaceae. The record is from RefSeq and is a predicted model, not a curated record. Gene Ontology annotation, cellular component: mitochondrion. Gene Ontology annotation, biological process: tRNA modification; cytokinin biosynthetic process. Bases 1 to 1179 code for a protein of 392 amino acids. The transcript has 2 exons. Gene Ontology annotation, molecular function: tRNA dimethylallyltransferase activity.
AUGACGGCCUCCGGGAUGGGGACGACAGGGCUCCAGGGAUGGUGGCAUUGGGGAGGAUGUGGCAGGGACGGUGGCGUCGAGGAGGAGGCGGCGGGAGGCAUUUUGUUAACUAGCAUCUUAAACACGACUAAAACCACGUCACUCUAUAUGGCACCCACGGCAGCCAUCGCCGCCGCUACCACCCUCCCGAGGCUCCUAGCGCCGCCUAUGGACAUAAGGCGGCUGGAGCGCAACAUGGUUGUUCCCACGCCACCGGCGCCACCACCACUGCCGUUUGUCAGUGCAAAUAGGUACAUGGGCGCGAAGCAUAAGGCUGUGGUGGUGAUGGGCUCCACAGGGACAGGCAAGUCGCGCCUCGCCGUGGACCUCGCGCUCCAAUUCGGCGGCGAGGUGAUCAACUCCGACAAGAUUCAGAUGUACGCGGGCCUGGACGUGGCCACCAACAAGGUCACGGAGGAGGAAUGUGCCGGCGUGCCGCACCACCUGCUCGGGCUGGCGCACCCCGACGACGACUUCACGGCCGCGGACUUUCGGCGCGAGGCGUCCCGCGCCGCGGGAGCGAUCACCGCGCGCGGCCGGCUCCCCAUCAUCGCGGGCGGGUCGAAUUCGUACAUCGAGGAGCUCAUUGACGGUGACCAUCGCGCCUUCCGCGAGCGGUACGACUGCUGCUUCCUGUGGGUGGACGUGCAGCUCCCCGUGCUGCACGGCUACGUCGCCCGCCGCGUCGACGAGAUGUGCUCCCGCGGCCUCGUGGACGAGGUCGCGGCCGCCUUCGACCCGCGCCGCACCGACUACUCCCGCGGAAUCUGGCGCGCUAUCGGCGUGCCGGAACUCGACGCGUACCUCAGGACGUCGUCCCGCUCCGGCAACGACGAGGAAGAGCGCGCCCGAAUGCUGGCCGUCGCCAUCGAGGACAUCAAGUCGAACACCUGCUUGCUCUCGUGCCGGCAGCGCGCCAAGAUCCAGCGACUGGAGAAGCUGUGGCGCGUCCGCCGCGUGGACGCCACGGAGGUCUUCCGGAGGCGCGGCGAUGCCGCCGACGAAGUGUGGCAGCGGCUCGUCGCCACGCCGUGCAUCGACGCCGUGCGCUCGUUCCUGCACAACGACGACAUUGCAGCUGAUCAGACACCUGAAUUGCCCGUGUUCGCUGCCGCCGCGGCAGCUGCCGUCGUAGUGUAA